AUGGCACCAACCGGACGAGGAAGAGGGUGCAGGCGAGGUGGAGGCUUAGUCAAACGACACGCACCUUACCAAUUCAUAGGACGGCCACGCCCUCCUAUACUAAGAAGAUGGACCCCCGAUGAUGAUGAAGGUGCGGGUAGUUCUGACGACUCAACGCAGCCUCCAAGUCCAGAUAGGCCGCCUCAACUUGCAAGUUCUAGACCAAUAUUGAGUGGGCCUAGGAGUGGAGGUAACAAUGAAAAUCUACAUGAAGCUGCAGCAGAAGAUGUUUCCGAGCUUGCAGCAGCAAACAUUGCAAGUAGAAGACCAAUAUUGAGUGGGAGCAGGAGUGGAGGCAACAAUAAUCAGCCAAAUGAAGCUGCAGCAGAAGAUGUUCCUGAGCCUGCAACAGUAAACCUUGCAAGUAGAAGACCAAUAUUGAGUGGGCCAAGGAGUGGAGGCAACAACGAUAAUCUAAAUGAACCUGCAGCAGAAGAUGUUCUCGAGCCUACAACAGAAAACAUUGCACGACCAAGACGUGGUCGUGGGCCAGCGAAAUGUAUUGAGUUUGAUAAGCAACGAAAGCAUGGAAAAAUACCAUUGAAAAUCAAUGAUGGGCAAACCGCACCUUGCUGCGAAAAUGCAACGAUGUUUACAACACGGGUCACAUGGAUCUUAAAACAUCAUGCCGACAUGAGUUACCCACGAUGGACGGAUGUACCUAUGGUUGAGAAGGAAGAGCUAAUGGAUCGUGUCAGGGCUGACUUCAUAUUGGACUGGGAAAAGGACAAUCAUCGCAAGACAGUCUGGAAACAGUUACGAAGGCGAUUCAAUGCUUUCCAUCAUGAGCUUCACAAGAAAUAUUUGUCAUAUGAUAGCCAUGAAGAAGCCUUAGCUAGUGCGCCUGGUAUGGUUGGGCCACUUGUUUGGGCAAAGUUAUGUGGUAGAUGGGGAAGUGAGGCAUUUAAGAAAAUGUCCAAGCAAAACAAAGAGAACCGUAGCAAGCUGAAAAUCAAUCACACCGCUGGGAGGAAGUCAUUUGUUCGCGUAUUAGAGGAGAAGGUUAGGUUUACUUACAUACUCUAUUCUAAUUCUCAAUCCACUUGUUUGAAAUGCUGA
Messenger RNA from Carya illinoinensis, 1098 nucleotides. RefSeq lists its product as uncharacterized. The record is from RefSeq and is a predicted model, not a curated record. The transcript is spliced from 6 exons. Bases 1 to 1098 code for a protein of 365 amino acids. Lineage: Eukaryota; Viridiplantae; Streptophyta; Magnoliopsida; Fagales; Juglandaceae.